CGGCAUUGGUCUKAAAUCCAACAUGGCGGCUCGCAAGGAAGCUUUUGAUUUUUAUAAGGUCGCCCACGUGACAAUUGUAUUGGUGUGUUGUGUUAUGUACGUAAAUAGUGAAUCCAAACCAGUCACUGCAUUGUUGGACGCAAGGUGGUCGUGGACACCAUUAGCUUUAGAAGCCAGUGAAUUCCUGGCUCGAGAAAGUAACGAGAAAUUCUGGAAAUUUGUAGAAUUAUCAAAAAAUAGCCACACAUUAACAAGUGAUUUAGAUAAUUAUCAAUUCAUAUUAAAGAAUGCUGGGAAGCUAUUAAGUCCUUUAGGAUUAAAAUUACUUAAGUUCUCAUUAUCUAUACGAAACUUUUCGCCAAGGAUAGAAUUGUACAAUAAGGUAAGAUGCAAUGAUAACCUAUCACGYGAUGUUCCAAAUACGUCACRCUGUAGUUCGUUCAUCCAAGUUGGUCCUAAAGUAACAUGUGAUUUACAAGAAGCAAAGACGUUAAUUGAGAAUAAUAACAACCUUUCGAUACCUCAAAUAUAUGAUUUCGAUCACCAUUACCCAAACUCUCAAGACAAUCCUCUAACCGUCGUCCUUUACGGUCAAAUUGGAACACCAUCCUUCCAUUCAUUUCAUGAAGUUCUGGUUAAGCUGUCAACUUCUGGUGACGUUCAUUAUGUGUUGCGUCAUUACGUCAAGACUCCGUCCAAGWCCAAGGUUCGUUUAUCAGGCUAUGGUGUCGAGCUGGCGGUUAAAAAGACCGAAUAUAAAGCAGUCGACGACACAAAAGUGAAAGAAGACUCUCCAGGGACGAUGGGAAAGAACAAGCAAGAAGAAGAAGACGAAGUUGAAGGGUUUUUGUUUGGCAAACUACGAAAACUAUACCCCCACCUUAAAGAACAACUCAAUCAGUUUAAAGCACAUUUAAAAGAGAGUUCMCGUGAAAUGGCUCCUCUAAARGUCUGGCAGCUACAAGACCUAAGCUUUCAAGCAGCUCAAAGAGUCCUGUCAUCGGACCCAAAAAGUGCCCUGAGAGUUCUCCGGGACCUCAGCCAAAAUGUCCCUCGACUCGCUAGGUCCCUUGUUAAAACCAGAGUCAAGAGCGAAGUACGCGAAGAAAUUCUAUCCAAUCAGAAAAUAUUUACUAAAAUUGGAAUGGAAGCGGGCGAUAGUGUACUGUUUAUCAACGGUCGUUCAGUCGAUAUCGAAGACAUGAAUCCGUUUGAGAUAAUGGACCUUCUUCGUGACGAGAUUAGUACCCUGGACAAACUAUCAACUCUAGGUGUUUCUGGGGAGACUCUCGCCAAGCUGUCAGGUUUGUCAGUGUCAGAUGACCAUGAUUCAUAUAUACUUGACACUAGAGAUAACUCGGUUGUGUUUCUCAAUGACCUCGAGAGUGACAGGGAAUACUCAGGGUGGCCAUCUCAUAUCCAGGAAAUCCUGAGACCAACAUUUCCAGGAAUGAUGCGUUAUAUUGCAAGGAAUAUCUUUCACGUGGUUUUCUUCGUUGAUCCCAUGGACAAGAUGAGUCUUGAGUUGCUUAAAACCGCUGACGAAUUUCUGCAGGCGUCUAUGCCUGCUAGGGUGGGUAUUGUGAUGGUAGCCGAAGGAAGCAGUGAUGUCGAUGCCAGGAAAAACAAUGCUGCUGUUGCCAUUGCACGAGCAUUUCACUUCAUCAAGAACGAAAAGGAUUCCCGACAAGCACUUCAGUUAAUUCUUCAGGUGUAUAACAAAGUCAAGUCCCAUACAGACGAAGACCUGACGAAAGGCGUUUACGAUAUGUUGGUUUCGUGGUUCGGUACUGAUGACGCUAACGAUGUCCUGGGGCCUGGGUCCGAGCAUGAUGAUGGACGCAAGGAAUGGAAACGAUUCUUCGAUCGUACAGGUUUACAAAAAGUACCAAGAGUGAUUGUCAAUGGUGUACCUUUAAAAGAAGAAGAACAUGAGAUGAUAGAAGAUGCUGUUGUACRGCAAAUCCUUUUACAAACAGGAUCUAUACAACAAGCUGUUUUUAUGGGCCAGCUUCAUCAAUAUUCAGAUAUCUACGAUCACGUGAUGUCUAARCCCAACGUCGUGAAGAGAAUGAACAACGUUAUUCAGUCACCGGAAGUGAAAGUCAUCGACUUGACGGGACAAACUGACAUGACUGAUGUUAGUGACUACAAUAACUUUAAAAAGCUGGACAGUGCACAGAUGACAAGCGUUCUUCAAGCAGACAUGAAGUAUUUUACCAAGAAAGACGAGGAAAUGAACCUCAAGUCUGUUACUAACUGGUUGGUUGUAGACUUAGCUAGUGAACAAGGAAGAAACAUAAUCAGAGAUGCUCUAAAACAAGUGCAAUCGUCUCUAAACUSUCGUGUGGGCAUAAUCCAUAAUCCUCAAACAACAAGUGAGCCUGCGARCAAGCUGUACAUGGCUCGUGCAGUAGAAGCAGUACUUCAAUCUAAAGAUCACGUGACMCCUUCCAUUCUGGAAUUCUUGGAGAAACUUCUUGACAACAAAAAUGACUUUGAGAAACUUGACGGCGAUCUCGAUGAAAUGAUGAMUUUGGUAAAGAGUGUGAAGAAUCUUAAGUUGAAAGUCAUCGAGACCAAAUUACAGUCYCAGUCCUCUCGGGAAAGAGUUCUCUCYCAUCAAGMUUUUUGUAAGACGGCUCUGAAUUUUAAACCAGGRGAAAUUGGAGUUGUUGCCAAUGGMAGGAUCCUUGGUCCWUUAAAGGAAAGCGAAGUUUUCAUUACAGAAGAUUUCCAACUGCUUGAAGACUUUGAAUUGAGCUCGUAUGGUAAACAAAUCAAAGAACUUGUUGACAAAACUGUGUUUACAGGCGUGUCUGCUGAUGAUGAUACUAGUGACUUCAGGAGCAAUAUCAUCAUGAAAAUAUCAUCAAUAUUAACUGCACGAGUAAAGAAGUCCAGAAUCCAUAUUCCUGAAAUUGAAAGCCAACACAGUGUUGCUCACAUCAAAAGCGAUUCUCAAGCGAGUCUGGAUGUUACCUUGAUUCUUGAUCCUCUAAGCAAGGCUGCACAGAAGGCUGCUCCUUUUCUUAUGGUUUUACAAAACGUCACGAAUCUAAACAUYMAYAUCUACAUGAACUGCCGAGAGAAGCUAUCUGAGUUUCCACUUAAUCGAUUCUAYCAAUACGUCAUGGAGCCUGAACUGACGUUUUCAGCCAAUGGAAAGCUAGAGCCAGGUCCCUACGCACAUUUUGUUGAUCUGCCCCAGUCUCCUAUCCUCACUAUGGCCAUGGAUACACCGCUGGGCUGGAUGGUAGAGGCAGUACGGUCGCCUUAUGAUUUGGACAACAUUUGCUUGCGAGAGGUUAGUCAAGGAGUUAGCGCGGACUUUGAACUGGAAUACAUCUUUAUUGAAGGACAUUGUGUCGACUCGACUAGUGGCCAGCCUCCUCGCGGUCUUCAGUUUACCCUGGGAACGAAAUCAGAACCAGACAAAUUUGACACCAUUGUCAUGGCAAACCUGGGUUAUUUCCAGCUCAAAGCAUUCCCUGGAUCCUGGAUUCUGCGSCUGCGCGAUGGAAGAUCCGCUGACAUCUACGAAAUUGACAGUGUUACCGGUGGUGUUCAACAAGAUGAGAACCACACCUAUACGAUCUUUGUCGACAGCUUUUUGGGAAAACUGAUGAAAGUUAAGGUGAAAAGAAGGCCAGGCAAGGAAGGAGUWGACCUCUUGGGGGAUCGUGAUGAUGAAGACAAAGAUUCGGGUGGAUUGUGGGACUCGUUGUCAAACAUGGUCAGAAGUGAAAAGAAGAAAGAAACGAAAGAGGAAGAAAAAAUAAUUAAUGUAUUUUCGCUUGCAUCUGGUCAUCUUUAUGAACGUUUUAUGAGAAUAAUGAUGUUGAGYGUUCUCAAACACACGAAAAGUAAAGUAAAGUUUUGGUUCUUGAAAAACUACCUUUCUCCAACGUUUAAGGCGUUUUUACCUAAAAUGGCAGAGGAAUAUGRUUUUGAGUACGAACUUGUGCAAUAUCARUGGCCAAGAUGGCUGCACGCACAAACCGAAAAACAAAGAAUCAUUUGGGGGUACAAAAUCCUGUUCUUGGACGUCCUUUUCCCGCUCCAUGUGAAGCGAAUCUUGUUUGUUGACGCUGACCUGAUCGUAAGGGCAGAUCUUCAAGAGUUGAUGGACAUGGAUCUAGAAGGCGCGCCWUACGCCUACACACCAUUCUGCGACAGUAGGACCGAGAUGGAGGGUUUUAGGUUCUGGAAGCAUGGAUACUGGAGAAGUCAUCUUGGUUAUAGGUCAUACCAUAUUAGUGCGUUGUAUGCAAUCGAUCUGAARCGCUUCAGGCGUCUUGCUGCUGGUGAUCGUCUACGUGGACAAUAUCAGGGACUAAGUCAAGACCCMAACAGUCUUUCUAAUCUAGACCAGGAUCUUCCCAACAACAUGAUCCAUCAAGUCCCUAUCAAGUCUCUGCCUCAAGAAUGGCUGUGGUGCGAGACUUGGUGUGACGACUAUUCGCUUAAGAACGCGAAAACCAUUGACUUAUGCAAUAAYCCUCAAACCAAGGAACCUAAGUUAAACAGUGCUGUACGUAUAGUCAAAGAAUGGCCUGAGUACGAUGAAGAAAUCAGACGAUUGCAAAAUAAACUUGCRGCCAAUGAAUCUCAGAAGACGACAACAGAUGUACCAAUGACAGAUUCAUCACAGCCAGGAAAAGAGGAACUCUAGAAGAUUGUUGUUCUUUUUUAAAAAUGUAAAGUAAUUCUUGCCGACCACCAUGGCAUGGGUUUUUGGGUUUCUUAAGGCUGAUUUACACGGUACGAUUUGUCGCGCGCGACUUGUAGUAUAUGACUUGAAUCGCGCAGUGUAAAUGCCCCUACGACUUGUCUACAACAGUCGUACGCAGCCUACGACUUGUAGUAGGACUUUGAACCACUGCUUAAAAUCCUACGACUUGUAGUAGGAAAAUCGUAUACUACAAGUCGCGCGCGACAAAUCGUACCGUGUAAAUCAGCCUUUAGUGGUGCUGAAGAACAAGAAUACGAUCUAAAAGUUCUCGUCAGUUUGCUAUUAGUCGAUUUUUAGAUUAUCAACUCAAGGGUUUCCACAUCUAGUGUUCACACAACCGACUGGAACUCAUUAUGGUCCACAACAAUGAAAUAAAUAAUAAACAAAUGUAUUUCUUUUGACUCUGUUAUAAUAAAAACAAUGCCAAGAUGUUUUGUACGACCGUGAUAACCUUCAGUCGUGMACGGAUUUCAGUGUAUUUUCAUUUUCAAAAAAAUCGAAAAUAUUUAUAAAACAAUACAUAUUUUAGUCUAUAAAAAGUGUUAGAAUGUAACAAUGAAUUGUAAGAAAGCAAUUUACUAAUAUCAUGUUAUAAAAUAUUGAUUUGCUAUGUUUCAUAAAAACUGGAAUACAGGAAAAGUAGCUGUAA
Messenger RNA from Exaiptasia diaphana, 5384 nucleotides. Its product is annotated as UDP-glucose:glycoprotein glucosyltransferase 1. Gene Ontology annotation, cellular component: endoplasmic reticulum. The transcript is spliced from 31 exons. The record is from RefSeq and is a predicted model, not a curated record. NCBI's taxonomy places the organism in Eukaryota, Metazoa, Cnidaria, Anthozoa, Actiniaria, Aiptasiidae. Gene Ontology annotation, molecular function: UDP-glucose:glycoprotein glucosyltransferase activity. Bases 23 to 4675 code for a protein of 1550 amino acids.